CUACGGGACUAUAAAAUGUGGAGUUUAUUUUAGGUCAAAGGUGACCAAGCACCGCAUCACAGUGCGAAGCUUUUCCUGUAAGGCAAAAAUUGUCAUUCGGCAUCAAUUUUCUCUUUCUUGGUGAUUUCAGAUUCUGCCCCUCUUCAACCAUUGUGUUCAACCUCUUUCUCACGCUUGUUAUUUAGAUUCAUUCUUCCUCGCGACAUCGAGGCUUCCGAUUAUGUUGCAGCGAUUCAUUGACAACGUGCUCGCCGUCGGCAAGGAAUCAGUGAAGACAUUCACAUAUGAAUCUUUGAACAAUAUUACAAGGUUGAUUAAUGGAGUUUCUGCACUUCUACUGGCCGUACUUCCUGGGAAGGCAACCAUUUUAGAGGGCAUGUAUGGCUGGGAGCUUAGGCCUACCUUUCGUGGGCCUCGACUUCCUAGAUGGAUGGAGAAUGGUGUGUCCUCAUUCAACCAAUUCAUACAUGAACUUUCUCUUGAUUCUGAUUCUUCAAGUAUAGAAUAUUCAUCUGGAGAAGAUGAUGAUGACGGAAACAUGUCUCCAGCUUCUCCUUCGUCCCAUACCUCUCGCUUUUCUCAUGCAAGCAGCUUUUCUCGAACUAGCAAACGAGUAACGUGGAUGCAACCAAUCAUGUUAUUGAUGUCCAUGAUUUUGUGUCCUUUGAAGGUUCUUUUGAGGAUUCCACUAUUGAUUUAUCAUUCGGCUGGGUUUAGGAGAGGGGGAGACACCUCCAGUAGCAUACAUAGAGACCAGUUAAUAGAUGACCCAUAUAUAAAUAAGAAACCAGCCCAUCUAAAAGACCAUAUCGUUCAGCGCACAAUGGAUAGAAGACGUGGAGUGAUUGAGGAUCUUCAUCUAGCCAUUGAAGUGCUCAUUGAAGCGAUUUUUGAUAUCUUCCACAAGGCUGCACAUUUUCUUCUUUCGCCUUCAGAAAUCUGCAGGAUACUUUUUGGGAUCUCCUCGUCUCAUGAAUUUGAUGUACCUGUUCCCAUGUCUAUCCUUGCUGAUGCUGAUCCAACUCCUACUGAAAGGCGGACUUCUUUCAGAAGAUCUUUGAAUACAGAUGCACGAACCUGCCAAGAUGUAAUUACAGAGCUUGGAUAUCCCUAUGAAGCCAUUCGUGUGGUUACAUCGGAUGGAUAUGUUCUGCUCCUUGAGAGGAUCCCCAGGCGUGAUUCACAGAAGGUUGUGUACCUUCAACAUGGAAUAUUGGAUUCCUCAAUGGGUUGGGUUUCUAAUGAUGUGGUUGGUUCCCCUGCAUUUGCAGCCUAUGAUCAAGGUUAUGAUGUCUUCCUUGGGAACCUGCGCGGACUAGUUUCAAGGGAGCAUGUUGACAAAAACAUUUCUUCACGCAUGUAUUGGAAAUACUCCAUCAAUGAGCAUGGAACCAAAGACAUACCUGCAGUUAUGGAUAAGAUACAUGAAAUCAAAAUCGCAGAACUCAAGUUAUCGUCACACCUCAAUUCAGAAGAUUUUUCUUAUGGGCAGCCGCCCUAUCAACUCGGUGUAAUCUGUCACAGCCUUGGAGGAGCAGUGAUGCUGAUGUACAUCAUCAUGCGCCGAAUAGAAGGGAAGCCCCAUAGGUUGUCAAGGAUGACUUUACUCUCCCCUGCUGGCUUUCAUGAAAACUCCAACCUAGUAUUUACCAUGGCGGAAUAUCUCAUCCUACUUCUCGGUCCAGUCAUUGCACCUUUAGUUCCAGGGCUUUAUAUACCUACCCGGUUUUUCCGCAUGCUCUUUAACAAGUUGGCGCGAGACUUUCAUAACUACCCUGCACUCGGCGGACUUGUUCAAACACUGAUGAGCUAUGUUGUUGGCGGCGAUAGUUCAGACUGGGUGGGUGUGCUUGGAUUGCCUCAUUACAACAUGGACGAUAUGCCCGGAGUGUCUCUUCGUGUCGCCAUCCACUUAGCUCAGAUAAAGCGAGCGAAGAGGUUUAUAAUGUAUGAUUAUGGAAGUGAAGCUGCCAACAUGGAGGCUUAUGGUUCACCGGAGCCCUUGGACCUUGGCCAUUAUUAUCAUCUUAUUGAUGUGCCUGUUGAUCUGGUAGCUGGAAGGAAAGAUCAAGUGAUCAGGCCAUCCAUGGUGAGGAAGCACUACAGGCUGAUGAAAAGGGAAGGUGUAGAGGUCUCAUACAAUGAGUUUGAAUACGCUCAUCUGGACUUCACAUUUUCACACAGGGAAGAGCUUCUGGCUUAUGUUAUGUCGCGUCUUUUGCUUGUCAGGCCACCACAGAAGCUGCAAGAAGAGCAAGACUGUAGAGAAGAAGAUGAAAUCAAAUCCGUGGGGUAAGCUGUAGCUGGUAUAUAUAUAAUCUCAGAUUGUCUUUGUAUAGUAGUACAUUGUUGUGAUUUUAGCAUCCGAAGAUCAUAUAGUUCACAGGGUAGAAGAGUGUUGUGGCUUCUAUUAUUUGGUCGUGGUGAUGUGGAUUGUCAAAGGGGAUAGUUUUUGCCUUCCCCGCAUCUGUAACUUUACAUAAAAUAAUAGCCUUCAAUGUAAAUUACGAAAGCUUGCUAGCAUGUUGUGUAGUUACACCUUCU
Molecule: messenger RNA, 2544 nt
Organism: Dendrobium catenatum
Lineage: Eukaryota; Viridiplantae; Streptophyta; Magnoliopsida; Asparagales; Orchidaceae
Product: lipase 3
Exons: 9
Coding region: 221-2296 (691 amino acids)
Biological process (GO): lipid metabolic process
Source: RefSeq, a predicted model, not a curated record